UAACGGAUAAGAAAAGAUUUGAAUGCUCAAACUGCGUCCACACACACACACUCAUGCAAAUGGCCAAUUACUCGAAAGCCCACAUCUGCCAAUGCAUGAGCCGCGUCUCGGCGGCCCGCCGGAGCUCGACGGUGACGAUAUCCGGGGACAGAAGAAAGACCGGCGCACAGUUCGUGGACGGGAUUUUGAGCCUCGCGCUUGGGCUUCGCCAACUUGGCCUUCAGCCCGGUGAUGUGGUCGCCAUUUCUGCUCUCAACAGGUUGAAGUCUUGAAGAUGAAGGUAUUUUAAACUGUUACACAUUGCUUUGUAACAGUGAUUUAUAUUUGGAAUGGUUACUUGCGGUUGCAUAUGCUGGAGGAAUUACUGCUCCAAUCAAUUAUCGCUGGAGCUUGGAAGAAGCAAGUGAGGCCGUGAAGGUGGCAAGGCCUACAUUAUUGGUCACAGACUCAGCGUUGAAUUUCUGGCACUCCAAGUUUGAUAUAGACUCUAUAUCUUCACUAAGAUGGCAUGUCUCAAUUGACAUCCCUUUCGGAGUGGAAAGCACUUGGAAUGGGUUGACUACAAAAAAGCUUAAGAACCGCAAUAACAUAUCUUUAGAAACUAAUUAUAUGUGGGCCCCUGAGGGAGCUGCUAUAAUAUGUUUUACCUCAGGAACCACUGGCAAACCUAAGGGAGUUACUUUAAGCCACUCUGCUUUGAUAGUACAGUCCCUUGCAAAAAUCGCAAUUGUUGGUUACCGAGAGGAUGAUGUGUAUUUACACAUGGCUCCACUUUGCCACAUUGGUGGAAUGUCAUCUGCCAUGGCUGUGUUAAUGGCUGGAGGCUGUCACAUUUUAAUACCCAAGUUUAAUGCUGGAUUGGCUGUUGAAUCCAUUCACCAAUAUGCUGUCACCUCUUUAAUUACUGUUCCAGCUAUGAUGACUGAUCUAGUAUCAUUUUACAGCAGAAAAGGGGAAUCGGAAGGGUCACCAACAGUGAAGAAGAUACUUAAUGGAGGUGGAGCUCUUUCAGUUGAGCUUAUCAAUCAUGCUGCUAAAAUAUUCCCAAGAGCUAAACUUAUAUCCGCGUACGGGAUGACAGAGGCAUGCUCUUCUAUGACAUUCAAGACUCUCUAUGACCCAGCAAAAGAAAGUGUUAGACACGCGCUCCAAUUAAAUAAUGAUAGGGACUCCAAUUCGGCAAGUCAACAAGAAGGCAUCUGUGUUGGAAAGCCUGCCCCACAUGUUGAAUUAAGAGUUUGUGCAGAGAGUUCAUGUCGUAAUGGGAGGAUACUAACACGAGGCUCUCAUGUAAUGCUUGGAUACUGGGGCCAGAUAUCAAACAAAACUUCCAAAUUUGCUGGUGAAAACUGGCUUGACACAGGUGACAUUGGUCAUAUAGAUGACCAUGGCAAUAUCUGGCUCAUUGGGCGUUCCAAGGGUCGAAUCAAGAGUGGAGGAGAAAAUGUUUAUCCUGAAGAAGUAGAGGCUGUCCUGUCACAACAUCCUGGUGUUUCUGGCAAUGUAGUUGUUGGACUUCCAGAUUUGCGCUUGGGAGAGAUGGUUGUUUCCUGCAUUCAGCUCAAAUGCAAUUGGCAGUGGGAUGAUUUAAGCUCCAGCCCUCCAUCAGUUAACUACUUGUCUGCUGACAUCCUCCGCUGCUUCUGUAAAGAAAAACAAUUGACUAGGUUUAAAGUACCAAAAAGAUUUAUUAGGUGGAGGAAUCAGUUUCCAGUGACGACAACAGGCAAAAUAAAAAGAGACCAAGUCAGAGCAGAACUCAUGUCUAAUAUGCAGUCAAUGUCCAGCAAAUUAUAGAACAUAUUUCUUGCAGUCUGUAAUAAAUUAUAGAGAAAGGGGUCAAUUAGACCCUUCCACAAUUGUACUAAUCACAUUAGCCAAAAAAACGGAUGAUGACCAUUUUUUCUUUUUCUUUACUCUCUCAUUCUUCUUCCUUUCUCUUUCUUGGUGGCAUGUUUGUCCUACUCCCCCUUAAUUCUUCUCCGUCCUUUUUAUGUUAUUAUCUUCACUUUUUCUUUAUCCUUUUCUUUUUCUUCGUUUCCUUUAUCCUGAAUCUCCAUGGACGAAAGAGAGCUUGGGUCGAUGUACUUCAUCAAAGUAGGGAGCACUUGUUUCAUCACCUUAUACAUGCAGGCAUGCACGUGCCUCAACUAUGUACUCUUCUCCCAUUCCCACUGUCAUCCGCUUUCUUUUCCUUCUUUGCGGCGGCUUUUUCAGCGGGUUAUCAUUAUUCUUUUAUUCAGCUGAGAUCGGCAAUUGAUUAUGGGGAUCUUCUUUAGCUGCCGACGGAGUUGACACUACUUCCACGGUUGUUCUACUUGUUCCUUUUCUUUGAAAAUGGUAAUGUUAAUUUGAUAUGGGUUAAAAAAUUAAUAAAAUUCAUGACAACUUAGGUCCCAGAUCGAUAAAUUUAAAUCAUUCAGGUUCUAUAAUGAUAGUUUUUCAUCAUUCAGGUCCUAUGUUGAUACAUUUCAUCUUUUAGGUCCCGGAUUGAUAGUUCAUCUAUCUUUCGGAUUCUGAAUUGAUAAAAUCCUUAAAUUAAGGAAAUUAGGCACAUAACCCAUUUUAUGAAUAAAUUUAAUGAUUUUGAAAUUACUUUUCCUAAUAUUCUGAUUGAAUAUGCAAGUAAAUAUGUCAAAAUCUCUAAAUCAUAUAAAAAUACUAAUCAAUUUUCUUUUAUUUGACAAUUGAAUUUGUUCAUAUAAGGGAUUUUGCGCAUAAUUAAAUAAAACACAAGGG
Molecule: messenger RNA, 2739 nt
Organism: Cuscuta europaea
Lineage: Eukaryota; Viridiplantae; Streptophyta; Magnoliopsida; Solanales; Convolvulaceae
Source: the annotation of a GenBank genome assembly